Messenger RNA from Penicillium digitatum Pd1, 12114 nucleotides. The record is from RefSeq and is a predicted model, not a curated record. Lineage: Eukaryota; Fungi; Ascomycota; Eurotiomycetes; Eurotiales; Aspergillaceae.
AUGCUACUCUCGGAAAAGGAGCCGAUUGCCGUAAUUGGUAUGGCAUGUCGCUUUCCAGGAGGAUGUGAUUCUCCCUCAAAGCUCUGGGAACUGAUCAAGUCACCGCGUGAUUUAUCCAAGCGUAUACCUACGGACCGUUAUGACACAACUGGGUUUUAUCAUGCCAACGGAUCACAGCACGGAGCUUCAGAUGCCACCAAGGCAUAUUUCAUCGAAGAAGAUGUGACUCGCUUCGACAAUGGGUUUUUCAAUAUCCAACCGGCGGAAGCCGAGGCUAUUGAUCCACAGCAGCGCUUGGUCAUGGAAACUGUAUAUGAUUCGCUGUGUGCUGGUGGUCAAACAAUUGAAGCAUUGAAAGGCUCAAAAACAGCUGUCUAUGUCGGCAUGAUGUGUGAUGACUGGAACCAGCUUGUUAACCGCGACUGGGAUCUGAUGCAGACAUACGCUGCGACUGGCCAGAGUCGUGCGAUCAUUUCCAACCGUGUAUCAUACUUCUUCGACUGGCAUGGGCCCAGUAUGACCAUCGACACGGCCUGUUCAUCGUCGCUUGUUGCGGUCCAUCAGGCUGUAACAGCCCUGCGAAAUAGCGAGUGCCCGAUUGCAAUCGCCGCAGGAGCCAAUCUGAUAAUUGCUCCUGGUAUGUUCAUUGCGGAGAGCAAUCUUCAUAUGUUAUCGCCUACUGGGAGCAGCAAGAUGUGGGAUGCCGCAGCAGAUGGGUAUGCUCGGGGUGAGGGCAUUGCUUCUGUAGUGCUGAAGCCACUUAGUGCUGCGUUGAGGGAUGGUGAUAACAUCGAAUGCAUCAUUCGAGAGACGGCUGUGAACCAGGAUGGUAAGACUGCUGGCAUGACAAUGCCUAGUAACAUCGCCCAGACAGAAUUGAUUCAGGAUACGUAUGCUCGUGCUGGGCUCGAUAUCAACGAUCCCAAAGACCGACCCCAGUUUUUCCACGCACAUGGUACUGGAACUCCUGCAGGUGACCCACAGGAAGCCGAAGCCAUCUCACGAUCAUUUUUUGGAGAUGGUCAAACAGCCGAAAAGCUAUACUUUGGCUCUAUCAAGACUGUCAUUGGUCUUAUUGGAUCGGCUCUGGCUAUGCAGCACGGCUUUAUUCCCCCAAAUCUUCACUUUAAAAAGCUCAGCGAUCGCGUUGCCCCAUUCUUUGAACAUCUUCAAAUCCCAACGUCAGCCGUGCCUUGGCCAGCCACAUUACCCGGCCAGCCACGUCGAACCAGCGUGAACAGCUUUGGGUUUGGGGGCACUAAUGCUCACGCCAUUCUCGAGUAUCCUCCCAAGAAGGAUCCUGUCAUCAACUCUUCCUUGGCCGUGGUGCCAGCAUUUACUCCACUCACGAUCUCGGCCGCCUCAAAAUCUACUUUGCGGGCUAUGCUUGAAAAUCUUCGAGCUUACCUUCAGAAAAAUCCAAGCACCAACAUUCGGGAUUUAACACACACCCUGCAGACACGAUGGUCAACGCUUCCUUACCGUAAGCCCAUCGUGUCCACCAAUGUUGAGGACGCAAUCAAGAAGAUCGAUGGUUUGCUGGCCGACGAUACCAACAACACAGAUGGUGGCUUCGCCACUCGCUACUACGACGUCAUAAGACCCAAAGUUCUUGGUAUCUUCACAGGGCAAGGCGCUCAGUGGCCUCGCAUGGGUGCACAGCUACUUGAAUUGUCACCAUUUGUUUCACAACGCAUUGCGGAGCUUCAACGAGCCCUUGCCACUCUACCGGAUAGAGAUCGGCCCGACUGGACACUGUACUCGCAGCUCCUCGCUAACUCGAAGUCUUCUCGGCUGGCUGAGGCAGCUCUCGCUCAGCCAUUGUGCACUGCUGUCCAAAUUGUGCUCGUUGAUUUACUUCGAGCAGCAGGAAUUGAUCUGUGCGCCGUUGUCGGUCACUCAUCUGGUGAAAUUGGUGCAGCGUAUGCUGCAGGCUUUCUGUCAGCCUCUAAUGCUAUCCGUGUUGCUUAUUAUCGGGGUCUCUAUGCCAAACUGGCGCAGGCUGGAGGACCAGGUGCCAUGAUGGCGGUUGGCACCUCAUAUGAGGAUGCACAAGAGUUCUGCGAGUUGGACGACUUCGUUGGCCGAAUCCAGGUUGCAGCGCGUAAUUCCUCAUCCAGCAUCACGCUUUCUGGUGAUGAAGAAGUCAUUGAGGAGGCAGUUGCCAUUUUCCAGGAUGAAGGUAAAUUUGCGCGUCGAUUGCGGGUUGACACCGCCUAUCACUCAACCCACAUGUUGCCGUGCGCGAAGCCCUACCUUGCGGGUCUGGCUAGAGCCGGUUACAGUGUUGACGAGGGCAAUGGUACAACAUGGUUCUCUAGUGUUGUUGAAGGCGGCCAUGUCAUGACCAAAGAGGAUGUUGAACAAUCACAGUACUGGGUUGAUAACAUGACAAGCGCAGUUCUAUUCGAGCCAGCUGUAUCGAAAGUUGUUGGGGAAAGCGGACCUUUUGAUAUGGCCAUCGAGUUCGGUCCCCACCCGGCACUGAAGGGACCUGCCCUUGACACGAUCCAACAGUCCACUAGUCAUAAAAUUCCGUACGUGGGUCUGCUAGCCCGUAACAAAAGCGACGUUGAUGAACUUGCCUCGGCACUUGGCUACUUGUGGUUGCAUCUUGGUGCCUCUUCAGUUGACUUCAAUGGCUUCGAAAAGCUCAUAUCUGGAGUUGGAUCCCCGGAAAAUCAUAUUUUGACAAAUCUGCCUACGUAUCCUUUCGAUCACUCGCGCUCUUUCUACUCUCUCACUAGAGUCUCUGGCGGCCAUCGCAAUUUGCACUCGUUGCCACAUCCUCUUUUGGGACGACGUCUAGUGGAAACUGAGACAGAUGAAGAGAUCUCUUGGCGGAAUGUCCUGCGCUUGUCUGAGAAUAAUUGGCUUCAAGGCCACGCCUUGCAAGGUCAGAGUGUUUUCCCGGCUAUGGGUUAUAUCUCUUUGGCUGUGGAAGCUGUCGCUGCUGCCGCCGGAGAUCGCAAACUGGGACUUAUAAGGCUUGAAAAUGUCGUUAUCGGCCGCGCUCUCUCAUUUGAUGAUGAAAAUACCGGCGUGGAGACUAAGAUAACUCUCCGUGUGGUUCGAUCUACCAGUGACGAACUCUCGGCUCGCAUCUCUUGUCACUCUGGUUUACCAUUUGAUAGCGCAAACCCGCUUGUCUUGAACUUCAGUUCUAUAGUUACGGUUAGCAUUCAUGAGCCAGAAAUUGACAUGCUUCCUCCAGCUCGCCGUGACGAGAUCAAUCUGGUGGAUGCGGAAGCCGAGCGUCUCUAUUCCCAGUUCGUCAAGCUUGGAUACAACUACAGCUCCCCAUUCACAGGCGUACGAUCAAUAAAACGCAAAAUGAGCUGGGCUAUUGGUGAUAUAGAGGAUGAGUCAGGUGGUGCUUGGGAAGACAAGCUCCUAGUCCAUCCGGGCUGGCUCGACUCGGCCAUCCAGACUGGGUUUGCAGCCUAUAGCCACCCACAUGACAAUCGUCUCUUUACCCUCUGCGUGCCGACGUCCAUUCGCUCCGUUGUCAUCAAUCCGUGGUUUUUUGCGGAUAAUCAUGAUCGUGUCCUACAAUACCAGACAUCGUCCCGUCCGGCUCCCGAAGGUCAUAUGACAGUCGACAUUGAUAUCUUCUCUGGCGGCUCAUCCCAAGUGCACCCAUUUGUGCAGUUUGAAUCGAUUGAGAUGCAGCCAUUUGCUGCACCCACACCUCGCGAUGACGCCGUGAUAUACACACGCUAUCAUUAUCGCUCGGAAGCUCCCGAUGCGACCUCGGGUAUAGUUAAUGCUAUUACAGAGAACGACGAUAUGCUGUUCGCAUCCGAGCGUGUGGCGUUCUUUUAUCUUCGCAAAUUGGAGGAGGUCAUUACUGAAUCGGAAAGGUCGGACGCUCCGGCCCACUUCCAGGUCUUGUUGGACUUCGCUCGUCGCGCCGUGGAAUCUGUGUCGCAGGGGCGGCAUCCUCAAAUACCGAGUGAGGCGUUGAAAGAUUCCCCGGCCUUUGUCCGUUCACUUCUUUCAAAGCACUAUGGCCACAACUAUAUGCGUCUGCUAGAUGCAGCUGGUGAUCACUUGGCUGAGCAAAUCCGUAGCGGUGGAAGCGUCAGGGAGAACCUCGUUAAAGACGGGUUGCUGAAUCAGUUCUACCGAAAUCUUACAUCAAACCAGGGACAAGAGAGUGCGAAUACUUGGUACGCGCGCGUGGUGGCCCAGAUCACGUAUCGUUUCCCACGAGGCCACAUUCUGGAGAUUGGGGGCGGGUCCGGCGCUGGCUCGACUGCAUCAAUCCUCUCCUCCCUAGGUGACUCUUUCUCAAAUUACACAUACACAGAAAUUUCACCUAAGGCUCUUGAAGAGGCACAAGAGCGUCUCCGUGGGUUCGGUGACCGCUUGUCGCUUGUGACAUACGAUCCCCGCCAGCCUGCUGCAGAACAGGGGCUAGAUGAAGAGCGCUAUGAUGUUGUGCUGGCAUCGAACAGUUUGUAUGCUGUCGAGGACCUCGAUGAGAGACUAGCCAAUGUAAGAAAGCUACUAAGACCCGGCGGCUACUUGGUUAUUCUUGAAAUCAACACCAACGACUCCCUGAGCUUGGGUACCAUUUUGGGUGGGCUACCCGAGGGACCCAGCCCAAGCCGCCGCAGCGCACUAUCCCUGUCGCGGUGGGACGCGUUGCUCCGCAGGCACGGAUUUAGCGGUAUCGACACGCACACUCCUUUCUUCAACCCCAGCAAGCCACAAUGGUUCACCGUCUUUGUCAGUCAAGCUGUUGAUGAUCGCAUCAAUUGCUUGCGUACUCCCUUGAUCAGUCCGACACAAAACAUAACUCACCUGGUUGUCGUCGGCGGGAGGACGGCGGCGAUCGCCCAGCUUAGCCAGAAUGUCUGUGAUUUACUGAGGUCGCGAUAUGCUGCCGUUACUCGGAUCAAAUCGCUCGAGGAACUAAAUAAACGAGGCCUCGAUUCUGGGAGCUCUGUUUUGUCGCUGACGGAAUUGGAUGAGCAGUUCCUUGAGACCCGUACUGAAGCCAAAAUUGACGCUCUCAGAAGUGUCUGCAGACAUGGUAGCAGUAUUCUGUGGGUGACAUACGAGGCCAGAGCCGGGCGUCCUUACUCGUCCAUUGUUCUCGGUUUAGCCCGUGUUCUUCGCCAUGAGUAUCCGGCAAUGACACUGCAGCUGCUCGAUUUCGAUGCGGCCACGACAGCGACGCCCCAUAUUCUUGCGGAAGCCCUUGUGCGCCUCGAACUCGGGGCGCGGUUCAAGAAAGAACAGAAUUACAACCUCCUCUGGUCCAUUGAGCCCGAGAAUCAUUAUGUUAACGGUCGCCUGUUGAUUCCACGACUACUCCCGGACAUAGACGCCAACAACCGGUACAACACUUACCGCCGUGUAGUGUCAAGUCAAGUUGAUCUCCGCGAGAAGAUGGUAAUACUAGAGCCAACCGUUGAUGGGAAUGCUUUUGAGCUUGCCAUAGUAUCCCCGCUGCGUGUUGUGGUGCCGUCUCGGCUAUAUGGCAAGACCGUAACUCUUCGGGUCGAAAGUUCGCUUCUGCAGGCCAUUAAAAUUCGAGACGCUGGCUAUUUUCAUUUGCUUGUUGGCACCGAAAUUUCGUCAGGACAACGUUUUGCCGCAAUCUCCGAUGUGGCUGUUGAGUCCCGCGCAUGUGUGCCUGUUGAAUGGACGGUGCGCUUGUCUGCAAAAGACAGCAAUAUAAAUAGCUCGCUUGUCGAUGUUGCUUCAAACAUUCUUGCACAAACAAUCAUCGCCAGUGCGCCACACUUUGGUAGUGUUGUUUUACACGAAGCAAGCCCGCGUCUCAAAGAUGCUUUGGACAUUGAGGCGGCUAGAGAAGGUAUUCGCGCUGUCUUUACAACAUCAUUGAAGAAAAAAACAGCCUCCAACCAUCGAUCGCCAUUUCUCUUCAUUCAUGAAAGGCUCCCUGCUCGUCAAGUACAGGCUCUCUUACCACGCGAUGUGUCCCUGCUCAUUGACUUCUCAUCUGACGCUGGAGAAUUUGAUUCUGGUCUGAUGGGCCGUGCUUUGGGUCUUGGAAAGGAUUCCAACUUGGAAGUACGGUUUACUUCAACUAAUUUCCUGCGUACAAAAUCUGGGUUUUCUCCGGAUGCAAAUGAGCAUGAUGUAGACUAUGUUGGUCAAGCGUUCAAGGCUUCCUGGAGGGCAGUAACUAACCGAGCGCGACUGCCCGCGUCCUUUGCUCGCGAAGAGGUCCCAACUCUACCAUUGCAGGACACAACUGGCUUCCCUGUUUCAACUGAUACAUUCACUCUUAUUGAUUGGAGUUCUUCGACAGUGCAAGCUUUAGUGCGGCCGAUUGACCAUGGGCCUAUAUUUCGAGCCGAUGGAACCUACUUGCUCGUUGGUCUGACGGGUGAGCUAGGACAGUCACUAUGUUCUUGGAUGGUAGCUCAUGGAGCUCAAAAUGUUGUUCUUACUAGUCGACGACCCAAAGUGAGCCAGAGCUUCAUUGAUUCGUGUGCAACCCAAGGGGCGAUCAUUAAAACGGUGUCCAUGGACGUCACUAGCCGGGAGUCUGUGCGCAUAGCCCAUAACGAGAUCCGAAAUGAGCUGCCGCCCAUCAUUGGUGUUGCUAAUGGAGCCAUGUUGAUGGAUGAUGCGUUGUUCGAUGAUAUGAAAUUUGAGUCUCUCCAGCGGACAGCGCCGCCCAAAAUUGAAGGUUCUGUCGUUCUAGACGAAUUUUUCUACGAUACGCCGCUCGAUUUCUUCAUUCUAUUUACUUCUUUGGCCAACGUUGUCGGAAACACAGGUCAGUCCGCGUACAUAAUGGCUAAUCAGUUCAUGGCUGCUCUGGCAGCUCAUCGCCGUGACGUUCGUGGAGUUGCUGGCUCCGACAUGGCUAUCAGCUCAAUCCAGGGCUUGGGUUACUUUGAGCACGCUAACCACCUGGACAAGGAUCACUUUACUCGCAUUGGGUAUCGCAAUGUUUCGGAGCAAGAUUUCCUCAGUCUUUUUGCAGAGACUGUUCUUGCUGGACGCCCUGGCGAGAAAGAUGGUUCAGAGGUCUGCACUGGUGUAUCCCCCUUCCGCGAGGGUGCGACACUACUCAGCAAUCCAUGUUUCAGUCAUCUUCUGCUACACGAUGCUGCUGAUGGUGGUCGACAAGGUGCUCGUGGCAAUGCUGGCAAAGCUGGGCAUCCUAGAGCUCGUUUGAUGACUGCCAAGUCCCAAGAUGAAGCACAGGCGAUUAUUCGUGAAGCUGUGAUUGAUCGAUUGAAGCGUAUUCUAAUGAUCCCUCAAGGCGAAAGUAUGAACGAGAAGGUUUCGCUCGUGGAGCAAGGUGUCGACUCCAUCAUGGCCGUUGAUGCUCGCACCUGGUUCUUACAGGAAUUCGAUGUCGACCUUCCAGUGCUCAAAAUCCUGGGACCUGCAUCGACGGUUGAAUCCUUGAUUGGUGAGGUGACCAAAAAUGUUCCUUCAGGCCUCCUCGACCUCGAGAAAUUGGGCACCGUAGGGGAUGCUUCACCAGGUCGUACACCAGCUAUCCUGGCUUCUGCCGCCGCUACUUCUGCUGCAGUUGUUCCCGCAUCUCCUCCUAUCAAUGUCGUUGUGGAGACGGCAACCAGUUCAGAGGGGUCGGCAAGCCCACGCGGCAUACCAACGCCGCAAUCUUCAGCUGACACACCCCCAGAGACGCCUCUCAAUAAGCCUCUUGAUCUUUCGGAUGCCUUUAAGCAAAAAGAACUUUCGGAUGUUGCACCGAUGCAGCAGCUUGAAAAUUCAAAACGGAAGGCAGUUCUCGGAUGUUCUACCGAGAUUGUUGAGCCGAUGACCUUUGGGCAAAAGCGCUUCUGGUUCCUCCAUCACUACAUUGACAACCCUACAACAUUUAACAUUGCCUAUUCAUUUAAACUCAAUGGCACCAUUCGUACUGGCGAGCUUGCCAGGGCCGUUGAAACCGUGGCUGAUAGGCAUGAAGCACUGCGUACGCGCUUCUUUUGGUCAAAUGACGAUACCAAGACCCCUAUGCAAGGAAUCAUGUCUAAGUCCCUCGUGCAUCUGGAGGCAAUUCAAAUUGAUUCCGAAGCUCAGGCGUUAGAAGAGCUGGAUGCGAUGCGUGAACAAAAGUGGGACCUUGGCGACUGGAAGCAGCUGCGACUACGCCUGCUCUCGCUUUCCGAUACUGUGCACUACUUGCUCAUGGGAACACAUCACAUCUCGAUGGAUGGAUUUAGCAUGAACGUGCUGAUGCUUGAUAUAAAUCGAGUCUACAACGGCUCCGGAAUCCCGCUAGUUCCCCUGGCUGCUGGCUCGCAAGCCCGUGAUUUUGGUCAGCAGCAGCUACUCGCCUAUGAGGCCGGUAAAUUCCAGCCAGCCAUCAUGUACUACCGUCAAGCCCUAAAAUCCAUUGACCUCUCGCGCCCGGUCGAACUGCUUUCUUUUGCCCGCUCUCAGAUCCGUCAUCCGCUAGAAAGUUACAACAGCACUGUGACCCGCGUCCGUCUCGAUUCUCAGACUACAGCACGCUUGAAGAGCCUUGCGCGCAGUCACAGAUCUACUUCAUUCCACGCGUAUCUAGCGGCACUGCAAGCACUUCUCUUCCGCCUGUUGCCUACAGAGACUACAGAGAAAUUGAUCAUUGGCAUUGCCGAUGCCAAUCGAAUCGACGGCAAAUUCAUGGGCAGUAUCGGUAACUUCCUCAACGUGCUGCCGGUUCUAUUUGACCGCAACUCUGGUGGUUGUACUUUCGGGCAAGCGAUCGAAGAUACCCGUAACAAUGUUUAUGCGACUCUCGAGCACUCUGGACUGCCUUUCGAUUUGCUUCUGGAUGAGCUAGCUGUGCCGCGAUCUAAUGCAUAUCCCCCCGUGUGCCAGAUCUUCAUGGACUACAAACUCUUUACGAGAGAGCAAGCGGAAAUGCCUUGGGCUGGGUGCAAAGUAAGUGAGCAUAAGUGGCAUCCAGCAAGAGGUGCAUAUGACAUCGCACUUGAGAUUGUUGAGGAUCGAGAGAGUGCGUUGCUGGCCAUCCAUACACAAGAGGCAUUGUACAGCAAGGAAGCCACAGAUCUGCUCAUGCGGAGCUAUGUCAACGUUCUGAAGGAGGUUGUGAAGCAAGGUGGUGAGAAAACGAAGGUUGAAAAGUUGGAAAAAUGGGAUAUGACCGAUGUCAAGACCGCGUUGGAACUUGGAAAGGGUUCUGACCUGCCACUGCAGUGGCCCACUGUCGCACAUCGUAUCGAUGAGGUCAUUGCCCAAUUUCCUGACAAUCUGGCUGUCAAGGAUGGUUUCGGUCGUGCUCUGACAUAUGCAGCUCUCGAUGAACAAGUUGAGAGCAUCGCACGCGCUCUCCGAGAGAGAAUUCCAGAUCAAUCCACUGAACAGUCCAUCGUUGGCGUUUUCCAGACGCCAUCUGCUGAUUGGAUUUCCUCUCUCGUUGCUAUUCUUCGUGUUGGUGCUAUAUACCUGCCUUUGGAUCUAAAGGUUUCCACCUCGCGCCUGAAUUGCUAUGUGAAUGCAACACGGCCAUCUUGCAUCCUGGUUGACAAAAAUACCAGUGAGCGCCUCCAAGAGAUUGGUGUUGACUCGGAGAGCACUGUUGCUAUUAUCAAUGUAUCUGACCUACCUCUUGCCGCUGAGAUCAAGAAAGGAAGAACUGUCACAGUAGCCCAGAGCAAUCGUCCGGCAUAUAUCAUCUUUACCAGUGGUUCAACUGGCGAGCCGAAGGGCAUCGUUGUGAAGCAUGCCAGUUUCCGCGCCAUGGUCGAGGGCUUUGUUCGCGAGUGGGACAUCACCAACCUUGGCCGAGUUGUGCUUCAGCAAUUUGCCUUGACUUCUGAUGGCUCGCUAAAGCAGAUUGCUUCUGCAAUUACUACUGGCGGUUGUCUCCUGGUUGCCCCGGCCGAUGCCCGUGGUGACCCAACAGAGCUGACGCGCCUCAUGGCUGAGCACAAUGUGACAUUCACAGUAGCAACGCCUUCUGAGUACAACAUGUGGUUUCGCUUUGCCUCGGACGGUCUCCGCCGCUGCACUUCCUGGACUUCUGCUUGGUUCGGUGGUGAACGAUCCCCUCCAAGUCUCGUUGACUCAUUCCGUGAGUUGAGCAAAGUACUCCCCAACUUGCGCUUUUAUACAACUUACGGCCCUACUGAAGCAUCUGUGUCCACAAUGAAAGGUGUGGCUGAUGUCAACGACCCCCACUUGACCGUUCCAGUUCCAGGUCGGGUCCUGCCUAAUUACGCUGUGUAUGUCCUCGAUGGGGAGUUGCAGCCAGUUCCUGUUGGCGUUCCGGGAGAGAUAGUCAUUGGCGGUGCUGGUGUUGGCCUGAACGAGUAUCUCAACCGGCCGGAGGCUACGGCAAAGCAAUUUAUCGCAGACCCCUUUGCGCCGCAUGAUAAGCACUGCAGUGGCUGGGGUCGUAUGUAUCUCACCGGAGAUUAUGGCCGGCUCGAUGCCCGUGGUCUACUCGCGGUCGAGGGUCGCGUCGCCGGUGAUGCCCAAGUGAAGGUACGGGGCUUCCGUAUCGAGCUUGCCGAAAUUGAGGCAGUCAUCAUUAAGGAAGCUGGAGGCGCAUUGGCCCUCGCUGUGGUUACACUAAGAACUGGAGAAGAAGACCACGAUGAUAUUCUCAGUGCGCAUGUGGUUAUUCAGAACAGCCACGAGAACAGUGAGGCACAGGUUGCCAAAAUCAUUGGGCAGCUGCGUACUCGCUUGAACAGCAGUCUUCCUCAAUACAUGGUGCCAGCCAUCAUUGUGCCUGUCAGUGAAGUGCCUCUUACUGCCCACGGUAAAGUUGACCGAAAGGCCGUUCAAGCACUUGCCCUACCAGAGGUAAAAUCUUCUAUCGCCAAUCAACCGGAGCUGCAGCAGGACUGGACUUCAAAUGAGCGUCGCCUCGCUGACCUGUGGGCUUCUGUUCUUCCGGUACACUCAUUGGCCUCAGAAGCGCUAUCCUCUCAAUCUAAUUUCUUCCGCGUCGGUGGUAACUCUUUGCUCCUGGUCAAGUUGCAGGCUACUAUCAAGGAUGCAUUUGGUGGUGCACCACGUCUGAGCAAGCUCAUGAGCACUCCCGAACUUGGAGGCAUGGCUACACUUCUUGAGAAUGAGGGCGCUUCCCUCGAUUGGGAUAAGGAGAUUGCGCUGGACUUAUCAGACGGGAUUCCCGCGAUAGGACAACAAGCAAGGGGUUUGAAAAAGAGUGUUACUGGACUCCGCAUACUCGUUACAGGUGCCACCGGAUCUCUGGGCAAGCAAUUGAUUCCUCACUUGGAGGCAAAUGAGCGUGUUACGCAGAUCAUUAUUUUGGCACGACCAAUCGAGGGGCGGGAAUCGUCCGGCCUGUUCUCUAAUCUCUGGGGCAAAAUCCAAAUCCUAUCAACUGAGCUCCCAUCUCUCCCCGCAGAUGAAACUCCUGAGCUGGCAGAGCUUGAUGUGAUCUUACACAUUGCUGCUGACCGCAACUUCUGGGAUGGAUAUGAUGCUCUCAAGCCUGUCAAUGUUACCAGCACCAAGGCACUUGCAAGGUUGGCUCUUCGCACAGGUGCCAAAUUGCAUGUUCUGAGCUCAGGUGCCGUGGCAGAUUAUCAGACAGAUGAUAGAUGUGACUUGCCUCGACCGGAUCCUGCUCAUGGCUAUGUCUCUUCAAAGUGGGUAGCUGAGCGAUACCUCGCCAGCGCAGCACAUCAUCUCGGCCUCCAGGUGACGGCACAUCGACCUACCAAGACUGUUAUGGAUGGCAAUCAUGUCAUUUCGCCUGAACUCAACGAGAUAGAACAUGCCCUGGUUCGCGCCUAUCUCGAAAUUUCGCCUCGUCUCGGUGUUCGGCCAGACUUUGCCAGGCUUGGUGGCACUUUCGACGUCGCCCCACUUGAUGAUGUGGCCGUCGCUGUAGCUACUGCUGUCACCCAGGAUGACAAUUCGGGUCAUGCUAUGUGUACCCUUGACUAUCCUGGCACUGCGGUUCUCCGGACUGAUGUCACAGCAGCAUACGCGGAGGAGCUUUUCCAACGGAAGGAGAACAAGGCUAUCUGGAGUCUUCCAGCUGUCCCAGCAUUGCACUGGGUUGGCCAGGCAAAGCGUGCAGGGCUUUUUGAGUGGUUUAUCACCGCACAGGAAUUAGUUGUCACUGAUUCUGAUGGAAGGAGAGCGGUAUCAAAGAGAUGA